Molecule: messenger RNA, 6532 nt
Organism: Eublepharis macularius
Lineage: Eukaryota; Metazoa; Chordata; Lepidosauria; Squamata; Eublepharidae
Gene: MGAT4A
Product: alpha-1,3-mannosyl-glycoprotein 4-beta-N-acetylglucosaminyltransferase A
Exons: 16
Coding region: 411-2018 (535 amino acids)
Biological process (GO): protein N-linked glycosylation
Cellular component (GO): Golgi stack; endoplasmic reticulum; endoplasmic reticulum-Golgi intermediate compartment
Molecular function (GO): acetylglucosaminyltransferase activity
Source: RefSeq, a predicted model, not a curated record
GUUGGAUCCAGUCGUUCCCCUCGCCGGCACCAGCGGACGGAGGCAGGGAUUUCUAUGCAGAGGCAGCCGCGGUCCUGGCGCGAGCUCUUCGUGCGCCAUCUGCUUGGCGAGCGCGGGCGCGCAAGGAGCCGCAGCUCCCCCUGCAGGAGCCAAGGGCGGCUCCUCCGGGAGCAAGGGAAUAAAAAAAAUGAAGAGUCACUUCCACAAAAGCUUCUAAGAGAGAGUAUCAGUCUUCAGCGGCAUAGUUGCAGUGCUGGCUUUUCAGUGACUUGGAAAUGAGAUUGCUUCGUUCCUCUUUUCUACUGGCUAAACAGCGUUAGUGUUGGGAUAUAUUUGCUUCGAGCCAACAGGUGAAACUUAAAUCCUGAUAGCUGCUGGCCAAAUACAAACCAGUGUGAUGUUGAAAUGAGAUGAGGCUCCGAAAUGGAACUGUGGCCACCGCGUUAAUUUUUGUCACCUCUUUCCUCAGUUUGUCUUGGUACACGGCAUGGCAGAAUGGGAAAGAAAAGCUAAUUGCUUAUCAAAGGGAAUUUCAUGCUUUGAAGGAACGUCUUCGCAUAGCUGAGCACAGAACCUUGCAGCGCUCCUCUGAAUUAAAUGCCAUUUUGGAGCAGUUCAGACGUGCAGUGGCAGAAACAAAUGGAAGUAAAGAUGCAUUGAGCAGUGUUUCAGAUGAAACAUUAAAAUUGUUGAAGGAGCUAACAAGCAGAAAAUCUCUUCAAGUGCCAAAUAUAUAUUACCACUUGCCUCAUUUGCUGAAAAAUGAAGGAAGCCUUCGGCCAUCUGUACAGAUUGGCCUUGGACGAACAGGAGUUUCUAUAGUAAUGGGAAUUCCUACCGUAAAGAGAAAAGUAAGAUCUUACCUUACUGAAACUCUUCACUCCCUGAUUGAUAAGUUGUCUCCAGAAGAGAAACUAGACUGUGUUAUGGUCGUCUUCAUAGGAGAGACAGAUCUUGAGUAUGUAAACGGUGUUGUUGCAAGCCUAGAAAAGGAAUUUUCUGCUGAAAUAAGUUCUGGCUUGGUGGAAGUAAUAGCCCCACCUGCAUCAUACUAUCCGGAUCUGACAAACUUAAAAGAGACAUUUGGGGACUCGAAAGAGAGAGUCAGAUGGCGAACAAAGCAAAAUCUGGAUUAUUGUUUUCUUAUGAUGUAUGCACAGAAAAAAGGAGUUUACUACAUUCAGCUUGAGGAUGACAUCGUUGUCAAGCAGAAUUACUUCAGCACAAUAAAAAAUUUUGCGCUUCAGUUGUCUUCUGAAGACUGGAUGAUUCUAGAGUUUUCUCAGCUGGGAUUCAUUGGUAAAAUGUUCCAGUCUCCAGAUAUUACUCUCAUUGUAGAAUUCAUAUUUAUGUUUUAUAAGGAGAAACCUAUUGACUGGCUUUUGGAUCACAUUCUUUGGGUAAAAGUUUGUAACCCUGAGAAAGAUGCUAAACAUUGUGAUCGGCAAAAAUCAAACCUAAGAAUACGCUUCAGGCCUUCUCUUUUCCAGCAUGUUGGCCUGCAUUCCUCCCUAGCAGGAAAAAUUCAAAAGCUCACAGAUAAAGACUUCUUGAAACCAUUACUGCAUAAAAUUCAUGUGAAUCCACCUGCAGAGGUGUCAACGACUUUAAAGGUCUAUCAGGGGCAUGCACUUGAAAAGGCCUACAUGGGUGAAGAUUUCUUCUGGGCUGUUACACCCAUUGCUGGGGACUACAUCCUGUUUAAAUUUGACAAACCUGUCAAUAUAGAAAGAUACCUGUUCCAUAGUGGUAACCCAGAACAUCCAGGAGAUAUAUUAGUUAACACAACAGUAGAAGUUUUGCCUUUCAAGAGUGAAGACUUGGUAUUAAGCAAAGAAACCAAAGAGAAACGAUUAGAUGAUGGAUAUAUCAGAAUAGGCAAAUUUGAAAAUGGUAUAGCAGAAGGAACAGUUGAUCCCAAUUUAAAUCCUAUUGCAGCCGUCCGACUUCUGGUAAUACAGAAUUCUUCUGUCUGGGCAAUUCUAAAUGAGGUUCACAUUAAAAAGCUCCCCAAUUGAUGAGUCAAGAGGAAGGAAGAAAAAGAAAGAUUGCUCUUUUUGUAAACUUUUCUAUGAAAUCUUCAAAUCACAGAGUGACCACGCACCUUAUUUCCAACUCUUCUUUCUCACUGAAACUCUACCUCCUGUGAAGUCUACUGUAGAUGGGAAGAAGACUGACCCAAUAAGAGUUAAUUAGAGUCUUAAAACUGAUACUCUUCUGAUGGUGUUUAUCUAGAUUCACAACUUCCUCCAUUUGAACAGGGCUUUGCUGCAUAAGGAUCAUAGUAAUUUCUUUAACCUAUCAAUGGCGAUAGGAUAUGCUACGUAAAAGUUGUACAUAUUGUUACAUUCCUUGAAGAUGAAAAACUAUAGUUGUUAAUAUACAUUUUGUGAAGGGGGUACUUUUUGGAGGUUCAUUUAUUUUGCUAAUGCAAACCCUCUUUUAUAGAUUAUCAGGGAUAUAUAUUCAAAAGCAUUAGGGAAUAUUUAAUUUAUUAAAAUGAUUUGAAAAGUACAUAUUUUUAUGCAGGAAAUAACUUGAUGCAUUUUAUUUUAAAUGAAUCACCUUACUUCUUUUGAGUUAACUGUACAUUUUGCUUUGAUAAAUAAAGCAAUCGUAUUUUGUAAUAUACUGCCAUGGGUAGGAAAGCUAAACUGAGUUUGCAAAUGAAGCACUUUUUGUACCAUUCCAUGGGCCAAAUCUACUGGGGAGCUUCUCUUGCAUGAGCCCUGUUGAAAUUAAAGGGGCUUGUGCUGGAGAAUUGCCUCAUGGGUUAUGUCGAGUCUUGGUAGUGUUGUUCAAAAGCAAAACCAUGACAUGCUAUGAUUUUGAAGGAUAUCUCCCAUAAUAUUCACAAUCCACAACAUGUAAUCCUAGAAAGCAUGUUGAGGAGAUUUUGUACUUAGUAGGGGGUGUGACAUCUGUAGUGACUUGAGGUAUGAUUCAUCUCCCCUUAAAGGGAAAUUUUGAUAACAGGCUAUUACUUUUUAACCUUUGUAGUCUUCAGAACACACCCAAGUUAUUCCUUAGAAUAGCAUUCUGAUGUGUCUCCAUUUUUUUUACAAAUUGUUUUUGCAUCUCCUUUUAUAUGAACUCUGUUCAGUAUUUUGGAAUGACUCUGAUUACCAUUUUAUUAGGAUUAAUAAUAGAGAUACACAAUAACCUCAGCUGAGCUUUUAAAAUAUGACUUUGUCGGAGUAUUCAAUUCAUUGUUGUUGUGACUUUGUUUUUCCUUAAGAGGGCCCAGCUCCCCCUAAAAGCAUUGCACUCCAGCUGACUGAAGUGAGAACCAAACUCUUUGUUGUCUUUUGUACUUCAUGGAUGAAAAUGGAGAGGUGCUUGCCUGGUCAGUAACCUUGAAGAGAGACCCCGUUCAAGCACUUGGUGCUCUGCAGCACAGUAAACAUGCAAUAGUAUAUUAUCGUAAAAACAAAACAAAUAUUUUUUCCUUAUUUAUACCCUAGCCAAGAUACGAGAAGCUGAGCUUUUACCUCAAGUGCACAUUUGUGACUCAUGCAAGUAAAUGAAAGUUUACUUAAAUGGUAUAGCUUGUGUCAUGAGCUAAUUCUUAGAUACUUCUGUGUCUCGGAUGUAAGCUUUUGCCAAAAACUGUUGUCUUGCCUUCUUUCAAGAAUGAGAUGUAUCAAUGCAACUGGGUUGUCUGCUUGCUGUGCUUUAUUUUUUCAGUCUCUUGUGAGCCUGUUUGUUUUUUCCUCUAAAAAAAAAUCACCCCAUAUGAUAAGACAUUUUAAUCAAGUUGCAAGAAUGUUUCCAUGAAAUAACGUGACUCUUUCUGCAUUUUUGUUAGGUUUGUUCUAGAUUUAUGGAAUUGUUUUGCUGAAGUUCUGUAGUUCCUCCCUAUUUGGCUGGGGGCAUACACGUGUUUGCAAGCUGGUAUAGCCUAGUGGCUAAGAUGCUGAGCUUUGAACUAAGAAGUCCUGGGUUCAAACAUCUCUUCUGCCAUGAGAUAAGCCUUGGGCAAGCCAGCAUAUCUUCUCUUAGUCCUCCAUCUGCAACACAGGAGUGAUACUGACCUACUUUACAGGGUUGUUGUAAUGAUUACUGAGAUAAUAUAUGUGAAGUGCUUUGAAUAUUCAAACUUAGGUAUUACAACUUUUCAUCAAAUGUGCCAGUUUAGUGUAUACUGAACAGCAGAUGAAGGCAUUAUUAUAGAUUUAGGAAUGUUCAGGAAUAACUGACUUGAACACCAUGACAUCCAAAUGGAAGCAGCUGGGCAAACUGGAGUUUGUUUCCUCCCCACAAAUAGGAAUUCUAGACCAAGAUUAAACCAACUCCAAUUUGCCCAGCCAUUUGCAUCUGAGCAUUACAGUGAAUAGGAGCUAAGCUGGAAGCCUUCAUUUGCUCUCUGUAUGCAAGGAAAAGGGAGUGAAGCAUGUGAGUUACAGCAACAAGCUGUUUUGUGCCAGUAACAGACAGAUCUUCAUGAUGAGGUCUGAAGACCUGGAGAGAAGAAAUUGGUUGGUUCUUAAAAAGUUUUUCCCAGCUGCUUUAGUUGUAUGACUUCAGGUUGUUGUGUUAUGUAUGUGUUUUGCUCUGAACAAAGUUUACAGUUACACAAAAUAGCCCAGGCAGUAGAGCAAAUCACUAGGUCCUAAUAGUGGGUUAGGACAGCUUGAAACCAUGCAUAACUUCUCAACUCCUAAUUCUUGUAGGGGCUGUGGAAACUUUUGAACAUUUUGGUGCUGUGAGUUAUAAGUUGAUCUGAUUUUCUGCUACAAUUGUUUAGCCUUGAACUGACACUUCUCUUGCCAGAUCUGAGAGACCUGAUGGAUCAGUCCCCUUUUUGAAUACAUGCCCUUUUGCCCCUUGGUUUGCUUGCCAAAUGAUCAAAUGGAGAUAAUGUUGCUUCCUUUUUAAUCUCCCAAAUCUUAUGCUGUACUGGCAAAAUUACAGCCCAAAAAACAAAAAUCACCUUCAGAGUUUGUACUCCAUUUGACAAAGUUCAUAAAAAGAAGCCCCUUUGGAUUGCAUUCUUGGACAUAAGGAAUAUGUAAAGCAAUGAGUUGCAGUUAUCAGUUGUCUAAAUUCUAGAUUUAGAAAGGAGUAUGGGGUUAUGCUUAUAUCAGGCACCAACUCUUACUGGCAAAGUUGGUAAGAUGUCUGGAGGGAUCAAUCAAUAGAACAGGAUGAAAAUUAAAUCUCAUGCUAAACUUCCAUUUUUCUUGGGGGGGACAACGACCAGUGUCUAUCAUGGUGUACCUUUCAUAGGUUAAUCCUCUACCUUAGUAUUAGUUGUCUUCAUUGAGAAUAAUUGGUUUGGCUGCAUUCUGAAUGUAUUUUUGUUAAUUAUUUACAGGUGUACUAAAGAACUGUUUUUAAGGAUUUAUGAUGAAGGUAAUUUUUCAGAUUGACUUCUUCUGCUAUUAUAGCUCAGGAAAGGCAAAGCUUUAGCUUAUGAAAAGGUGGGACUCCUAGGAGUUUUGUUGUAUGUAAUUAAAUAUGCUUAAAGCAUAGUUUGGUUGAAUGGAAUAAAUUUCCUCAAAUGAAGCAAUUUUAAUCAGCGAUUACGUAUAGGGUUUUUUCACAAGUUAGGCAUGCAGGAUGUGACCGCAUGUGUAUGUGCAUUUGACUGUAGUCCUUGGCUUACAGGAAAGUUUGAUCCUGCCUACUUGCAAAGCCUGAAUAUGUUGUAUAAAACUUACAACUCUCUCUUGUUUCCCCCUUCUGGACUAUGGUGAUUUGGCAAAAUUCCAGUGCAUUAAGGAAUACCUACACAGCAUAAAUGUUUUGAGUGGUUGACACUUUAAUGGCUGGGCAGUUUAAUUUCAGGAUCGGAUCGUGACACUGGUUGUCACUUUAGUUUAUUUAAAAUCCAAGAAUCGUGAACUCUUUUUGAAGGGAUGAACGUAGCUUUUUGCUAAUAAAUUCAGUGGUAGCUGGAUAAUCUUUGGUGCUAAAGUUACAAGUUAGAAGGAGAGUCUUCUGUACUCCCCUCCCAGCAAGGGUUAAUCAAUGGACUGCUUGUAAACUAGGCAGGCGUAAAAAGCCAAGGUGCAAUGUGUCUCACAUUCAGUCACCCCCUUUCUCUGAAAGGUCAAUUUGUGCUUUACUUGAACUAUGGAGUAUGGCUAUUUGCUAAGGUUUCAAUAUGCUAUUCUGAAUGUUUUUAAGCCUUAACAGAGGCCAACAGAGUAAGAUGAUUGCCAGCAGGUUUGAUAGCUUCUGCUUACAGAUUUUUCUUAGGAAAGAUUAAAUUUAGUAACGGGGUUAUUACAAUAAUCAUCUGUGACGCUCUUCCUUUUUCAUUCUGUCUGCUUCAUGACUGCCCGCUCUGUUCUUGUGGAAUCUACAAGUUUGGUCCUACAAUCAUCCUUUCCUAGGACACCCCAGAUUAACCAUUUCUAGAUUUACUUGCUAUAAUCCUUUUUUUAAAAAAGCGCUAGAAAUUUUUGUUAAAUCUUUGCUGCUAUAUUUGAAAACCUAAUUGGGUCAUCUUAACUGUGCCUUUCAUCAAUGUUCUAUGUGCCACAGCUGCCCAUGUAAUAUUUGAAAUAAACAUUUUAAAAAAUUG